CUCUCUCUCUCUCUGACACACAUGCAGUGUUUGUAUAGACUGAUAAGCUGAGGGGGGAGAAGGGAGGGAAAACAGCCCAGCUGAAACAGUGAAAACACACACAGGGGUGAGAAAGCCGAUGAUUGUUUUACAGGGAGAGCAGCUAGGUGCUUAAAGACACAGCGGGGGACAAAAAAAGAAGACAGAAGAAAACGUGAGACGUAGAAGGGAGAGACAGAGAGAGAGAGAGAGUGAGUGAGAGAGAGAGAGAGAGAGAGAGAGAGAGAGCACAAAGGAAAUAUAAAGUCUGAGAGACAGGAGAAGACGAACUGUAACAGGUUUUGCUGCUGUGCUGGGAUCAUGUCUCUGAAUGGGAAGGUGGCUCUGGUGACCGGGGGUGCUCAGGGCAUUGGAAGAGCUGUGGUCCAGUCACUACUGCAGAGUUCAGCCAAGGUGGCUAUGGUCGACCUGAACAAGACCUGUGGGGAAGAAUGCAAAGCACAGCUGGACGCCGAGUUUGGAGAGGGCAACUGUACCUUUAUUUCGUGUGAUGUGUCCAAUGGAGAUGCACUGAGAGACGCAUUCCAGAGCACGGUAGACAAGUUUGGUCGUCUGGACAUCGUUAUCAACAACGCCGGCAUCAACAAUGAAAAGAACUGGGAGAAGACCAUACAAGUCAACCUGACCUCUGUAAUUAAAGGGACCUACUUGGCACUGGAACACAUGAGUAAAGAGUACAGCAAGGAAGGAGGCACUAUUAUCAACGUAUCCUCUAUGGCAGCCUUCUUGCAUUCUCCUCAUCAGCCUGUCUACACUGCUACCAAACAUGGGGUCAUUGGCUUCACUAGAGCAAUGGCGGACGCGUCCUCUCAGGGCAACUACGGCGUUCGCAUCAACGCGCUGUGUCCGGCCUUUGUCGACACUCCUCUGCUGCACUCAGUGGAACACGAGGACAACAUGGGCAAGUUUGUCAAGUUCAAGGACGAUUUCAAACGCAGCAUGAGCAAGUUUGGAGUUUUACAGCCAUCAUUGAUAGCAGAGGGCAUGAUGAGGUUGAUCAUGGACACCAGUCUGAAUGGAGCAGUGAUGAAGAUAACUUGCUCCAAGGGAAUCCACUUCCACACCUAUGAACCCAUGUCAGCUUGAGCCGUGACAAACUGGACUCUGUGGUGCUGCUGAGGAAAAUCCUGUCCAACUGACUGCAACACAUCAGAAACUGGUUCAAAACUACUUGUGGCUGUCAUUGAAGUUAAUAUCAGAGCUGGAAAAACUAACCUGAACAUGCCUGAUCAUGUGCAGUAUAUACACCUGUUUCAAAUGAAUGCUAUACAAAUCAUUGUCUCAUUCCCUGUCAAAAUAAUAUACUGUCUGUCUGAUUUUAAUAAUUAUGUUAAUGAAAUAAUGUUUUCAAGUAUCAAAAUUAAUGUAGAAAGUCCAGUGUUUUCACUGCCAGCCAAAAAUUUCAUCCUUUGGCAAACCAUAGUUAUACAAAUGUCAUUUUCAGUUAGGUUUCUAUGUGUUAGAGGACAAUCCUUCCAUCAUCAUCCACCUCAGAUCAGUGAUUAUGCAGUUUCUUUGAUUUAACAGUGUUAUCAUAGCAAAUGUAACAGUUAUUAUUUAACAGCUGGUUUAUAUGAAUUGUCAAAAAAUCAAAUAAAUUUUAGUGAGAUAGUUA
Chelmon rostratus (copperband butterflyfish) is the source of this 1654-nucleotide messenger RNA. It is a transcript of the gene hpgd, whose product is annotated as 15-hydroxyprostaglandin dehydrogenase. Bases 340 to 1125 code for a protein of 261 amino acids. Gene Ontology annotation, molecular function: oxidoreductase activity, acting on the CH-OH group of donors, NAD or NADP as acceptor. Gene Ontology annotation, cellular component: cytoplasm. The transcript has 7 exons. Lineage: Eukaryota; Metazoa; Chordata; Actinopteri; Chaetodontiformes; Chaetodontidae. The record is from RefSeq and is a predicted model, not a curated record.